UUUUUUUGGAUGAUGUAAAACAAUUCAUUGAGAAUGCUAGGUCACAAUCUGUCAACACUGAAUUUGUAAUGGAAAAUAAUAAUUUUCACGGUUAUGCUGUUUGCAAACUUUUGGAUAGAAACAAUGGUGCAAAAAAUACUUGUAGACACAUUGGAAGAUUUUUAUUUACUAAUUGA
Messenger RNA from Entrophospora candida, 176 nucleotides. Lineage: Eukaryota; Fungi; Glomeromycota; Glomeromycetes; Entrophosporales; Entrophosporaceae. The record is from the annotation of a GenBank genome assembly.